This is a messenger RNA of Akanthomyces muscarius, 1419 nucleotides long. RefSeq lists its product as uncharacterized. The record is from RefSeq and is a predicted model, not a curated record. Gene Ontology annotation, biological process: proteolysis. Gene Ontology annotation, cellular component: fungal-type vacuole. The transcript is spliced from 2 exons. The coding region runs from base 1 to 1419 and encodes 472 amino acids. Lineage: Eukaryota; Fungi; Ascomycota; Sordariomycetes; Hypocreales; Cordycipitaceae. Gene Ontology annotation, molecular function: serine-type carboxypeptidase activity.
AUGCGGUGGACAUAUUUUGUUGUAUUGAGCUUGCUCUCUCCCGGUCUGGCCAAGCCGACAAGCCCAUACCACUCGAACGCUGCAUGGGACUUUAUCGCCACACACAACAAAAUCGAGCGCGCCGCUGAACCAACCAAAUCGGCCGUUUCGAAUUAUGCGCUGCGUGGUAGGACUCUUGAUUCGUCCGCACUAGGCGUCGACACUGUCAAGCAGUGUGCAGGCUAUUUAGAUGACAACGAAAGGAACAAGCAUCUGUUUUACUGGUUCUUCGAGUCGCGGAACGAUCCCUCGAAGGAUCCGUUGAUCCUGUGGCUCCAGGGCGGUCCUGGCUGCUCCGGCAUGUCUGGUCUCUUCUUCGAGAAUGGUCCUGCCAAAAUCGGCGAGAAUUUAACAAUUGUUCGCAACCCCGACUCAUGGAAUAACAAGGCCAACGUUUUAUACAUCGACCCGCCUGUCAAUACCGGCUUCUCCCAUGGCGACGCCGUCAACACCACCCUAGCCGCCAGCAAGGACAUCUACGCCCUGCUCUCCCUGUUCUUCCAGCAGUUCCCACAAUACGCGAAGCUCGACUUUCACAUUACGGGAGAGUCGUACGCCGGCCACUACAUCCCCACUGAUGCCGCCGAAAUUUUAUCGCACGCAGACAGCAGCAUCAAUCUGAAGAGCAUCAUGAUCGGCAACGGAUACGUGGACCCAUAUCAUCAGGUGCCGCAGUAUCCCAACAUGGCGUGCGGCAGGGGAGGACUGCCAGCCAUUUUCAAGGAGACUACAUGUGAAACCAUGAGACACGCUGUGCCCAAGUGUCAGCAAAUGAUUCAACAGUGUUACAAUCACCACAACACCUCUCGGUGCAUCAAGACGUCGCAGGACUGUACCGCUGUUGGUGGGCCAUGUGAGCGCAACCCUUAUGAUAUGCGCAAGCAGUGCGUUGGGGACCUCACCAACAUGUGCUACCAGGGUGUCGAGUACGUGACGCAGUUCUUGAACAAGCCAGAGGUGAUGGCGGCGCUCGGUGUCGAGGUCAAGAGCUGGACGUCGUGCAGCGACAGCAUGGACAAGGCCUUUCACGCGGCGGGCGACGACAUCCAGCCCGUAUAUCGCCAUGUCGAGACGGUCUUGGAAAAAGGCGUACCGGUGCUGAUUUACGCGGGCGAUGUUGACUACAUUCUCAACUGGCUCGGUCAGCGGGCCUGGACCAAUGCGCUUCAGUGGUCUGUGCACGAGGCUUUCAACUGGGCGCAAACGAGGAACUUGACGAUCGACUCGUCGAAUUCGACUCAGGCAUACGGAACGCUGAAGCAUGCCAAGGGGUUGGCUUUUGCGCGCAUAUUCAAGGCGGGCCACUUGGUGCCGAUGGACCAACCGAAGCCGAUCCUCGACCUUGUGAGCAGAUGGGUAGGCGGUGAGUUUCAGAAGUAA